CUAGUUCAAAAAAUUCAGAUCCAAAGCAUAAAACGGUCUACGAAUUUGAAUUCACACUUUCCCGACCGUUCAUCUAGACCGCUCUCCACCGUCAGAUCACUCCUAUGACUUCACCUCAUAUUUCUAACUCACUCCAUUUCCAAACUAUUUUCUGCCCUCCCCACCAAUCUCUGCCCUAACUUUCUCCCUACAAAUCUCGCUCAUUCACUAUUUUAAAUUCUCUAAACCCUUAUUUCACUUCCUAGGCUUCAUUUUGUACAACAAUGUCAUUCAUUUCUGAGUCGAAAAGCGCAAUCAGAAGCCGAUUCGGCUUCCAAGAAGCGGCUUCAGAUGUUGUGCCUUCGGUUCAGAGUUCGCCCGAUCUUCUUAAAUCGGCAUUGAGAGAAAAUUUUCAUUCUUCUGCAGUUCGGAACAUAAGUGAGAGAGAUGAUGAUGCUACCUUUGCAGGAUCGUCGAUCCAGAGCUUUGAACUUCAUGAAGAUCCUUCCUUCUGGAAGGAGCACAAUGUGCAGGUUAUUAUUAGAAUUCGUCCUCUCAGUAGUUCUGAAAUAUCACUGCAAGGCUAUAAUAAAUGCAUUAGGCAAGAUAGUUGUCAGGCGAUUACCUGGACUGGGCAUCCAGAAUCUCGAUUCACCUUUGAUCUGGUUGCAGAUGAGAAUGUCAGCCAGGAGAAGCUGUUCAAAGUAGCUGGAUUGCCGAUGGUGGAUAACUGCAUGGGAGGCUACAACAGCUGCAUGUUUGCAUAUGGGCAGACUGGCAGUGGAAAGACUCAUACAAUGCUGGGAGAUAUUGAGGGAGGCACUCGAAGACAUAGUGUCAACUGUGGGAUGACACCAAGAGUGUUCGAGUAUUUGUUUUCAAGAAUUCAAAAGGAAAAAGAGGCUCGUAGAGAUGAGAAGUUAAGAUUUACAUGUAAAUGCUCAUUCUUAGAAAUAUACAAUGAACAGAUUCUUGAUCUUCUAGAACCAUCAUCUGCUAAUUUACAGAUUAGAGAAGACAUUAAAAAAGGGGUACAUGUAGAAAAUCUCACGGAGCUAGAAGUUACAAGUGCUCGCGAUGUGAUUCAACAACUUGUUCAAGGUGCAGCAAAUAGAAAGGUAGCUGCUACUAACAUGAACCGUGCAAGUAGUCGUUCUCAUAGUGUAUUCACAUGUAUCAUAGAGAGCAAGUGGGAAUCACAAGGUGUAGCUCACCACCGCUUUGCUAGGCUUAAUCUGGUGGAUUUAGCAGGUUCUGAAAGGCAAAAGAGUUCUGGUGCUGAAGGUGAGCGUCUCAAGGAAGCUACUAACAUCAAUAAAUCUCUUUCAACAUUGGGGCUUGUGAUUAUGAAUCUUGUAAAUAUGUCCAAUGGGAAGUCACUCCAUGUUCCUUAUCGGGAUUCAAAACUCACAUUUCUGCUUCAGGAUUCGCUAGGGGGGAAUGCAAAAACUAUCAUAAUUGCAAAUGUUAGUCCAUCUAAUUGCUGUUCAUUAGAGACACUAAGCACGUUAAAGUUUGCACAACGUGCUAAAUUCAUCAAGAACAAUGCAAUUGUGAAUGAAGAUGCGUCUGGAGACGUCCUUGCUAUGCGAAUGCAGAUUCAACAGCUUAAGAAAGAAGUAGCCCGCAUGAGGGGAUUGGCAAAUGGAGGAGCUGAAAACCAGGAUAAUGAUACUUGGACAGUAUCUUUUCCUGGAUCUCCUGGAUCAUUUAAUUGGGAAGGGCUUCAUGGAUCAUUGAGUCCGCUUACAUCUAAUAAAAGAGUGUCUCAGAAGAAAGAAUAUGAAGUUGCUCUUGUUGGGGCUUUUAGGAGGGAAAAGGACAAAGACAUUGCACUGCAGGCAUUGGCUGCUGAGAAUCAGGCAGCUAUGCAACUGGCGAAACAAAGACAAGAUGAGAUACAAGGCCUAAAAAUGAGGCUACGGUUUCGAGAAUCAGGACUAAAGAGGUUGGAAGCAGUUGCUUCUGGGAAGAUAUCUGCUGAGGCACACUUGUUGAAAGAAAAAGAGGAGCAUUUGAAGGAAAUAGAGGUUCUACGGAUGCAGGUUGAUCGAAAUCAGGAAGUAACAAGAUUUGCAAUGGAAAAUUUGCGAUUAAAAGAAGAAAUUAGAAGAUUAAAGUCAUUCUGCGAGGAAGGUGAAAGACAGAUGAUGAAUGAACAGAUUACUGUAUUACAGAAUAAGUUACUAGAAGCUCUUGAUUGGAAACUUAUGCAUGAAUCAGAUCACUCAAAAGUUCAGAAACAAAGUUCAGAUUUGGUAACGAGGCUUAAUGGUGAUGAUGAUUUAUUAGUCUCCAAUCAGGAUCCAGAAGCAGCUUGGCAUUCUUCAAUUAAUCAGGAGAAUGAAUUCCUCCGAUUGCAGGCUAUUCAAAACCAGGCAGAAAUGGAUGCACUUCGGAAGAAACUAGCCUUGUGCCUUGAAGAGAAAGAAAAAAUUGAAAGGCAUGUUAAUGAACUGGUAACAGAGCUAGAAGAAGAGAGAUCCUCCAAAGCCAUGGAAGUACAAGAGCAGAAAUUGCAGUCUGAGCUGCCUUCUCUGACAACCAAUGUGCCCAGUAUUGAUUUAAAUGGCCAGAUAGAGCUUAAAACAAUGGUUGACGCCAUUGCUGCUGCAAGUCAAAGAGAAGCCGAAGCACAUGAAACAGCAUUCAUCUUGUCUAAAGAGAACGAUGAACUGCGCAUGAAGCUUAAGGUCUUAAUUGAGGAUAACAAUAAAUUGAUUGAACUGUACGAACGAGCAGUUGCAGAAACUAAUCAUAAAGACAGUGAAGAAGCUGAGAAUGCUCAAGAAGAUAAUGCUGGAGUUCACAAAAAUGAUGGUUUCCCUGAAUUGACUGCAGAGAAAGCGAUGGACAUGAAAAGGGUUGUCGAGAACCUAGAACAUCAGCUUAUGGACAUGCAUGAAGAAAAUGAGAAACUAAUGGGUCUUUAUGAGAAGGCCAUGCAAGAGAGGGAUGAAUUCAAAAGAAUGCUUUCUUCGGGUGGAAAGAACUCUAAUGAAACUACAAGAGAAAAUUGUGUGGAAAAACUUGUUGAAGUGGAUGGAACCGAAAGUAUCAAGUCUAUUUCUGGUGAGGAAAUGCUUUUGGUAGAGGAAAGCGGUUUCCCUGGAUUUAAUGUGCAAGAAGAUGGAGAGGAAUUUCUUGAGUUUGUGAAGCCUACCAUAUCUGCUGAAGCAAAAAUUUUAAUUGAAGAUACUGGUGUCUCCAGAGUGAAUUUGCUGGAUGAUUUCAGCCAGUGUCCUGGAAAUUCUCAAGCAAAGGAAGAAGAUCUGAUUGAUCCUCAAGCAAAUGAAUGCUUUGAGUCAGAUGAACAUUCUAUUUCUACUGAACCACAUCUUUUGUUGGAAGAGAAUGGCCUCUGCAGAUCAAAGAUGCUGGAUGGAGUGGAUGCUAUUGAGGUAGAUGUUCUUGCUGAAUUCAGUGAAGAUAACAUGUCUGUGGGGAAAAAUGGUUUUUCUGGGUUGGAUGUGAAAGAUGGGUCAGAUCAAUCUGGUGAUCAGAUUGUUUCUGGAAAUACUUCUGACAUGGAAACAAAGCCAUUGGAAGUCAAUGUGGCAAUAGGGUCAGAAGAUCUAAAUUUGGUCAGGAUGAAGCUGGACCGAGCAGAUGAAAAGCUCUCAAGUUCUGCCAAAACUGUUACUGCAUUUGGUUUACUUGAGAAAGCAGUCGUUGAGGUUGAUAAGAUCUCCAGAGAAAUUGGAGCAAUAGAAGAUGAUCUCCAGUUGAAGCAGCAAGAGUUUGAAUCCCUCAAGAUCCUCUCUUCGAAGAUACAUGACAGAAGAGCUCUAGUAGAUAAAAAGUUGUCAGCUCUUAAAUACUCUCUAUCAAGCUUUUCUACAUCAGCUGCUUACUUUGAACAACGAGAAGCUCAAGCAAGGGCAAGGGUGAAUGCUUCUUCAUCCUAUCUAGGCCAAAAGAAAGAUGAGUUGGCACGUCUUCAAGCAUGCAAGGAUGAAAUUGAGGCAGUCCAGAGGAAGCUGCAACAUUCUGAUGUUGAAAUAAGAAACAAUAUUGCACGUUUGAAGUCAAAAAUUGAAGAAGAAAACCGGACACAAGAGAAUGAAAAGGUUCUGUUGGCCAUAGAUAAUGUUCAGAAAGAGAUUCCCUCGCCACAGAUAAAUUGGCAUUUGGGUGGUAAAGCUACUGCACUACUAAAGUCUGAGGAAGAGAAAACCAAGCUGCAAGCUGAGAUGAAGCAAUCUCGCGAAAAGCUUGGGGCUGUAAGAAGGGAAAUUGAAGAUCUGAACAGAAAGUCACAGAAGGUGGAAACAGCGAUGCAAACUGUUGAAAUGGAGAUGCAGAAAAGUUUGAAGUCUGUGGAGGAGACGCAACUUGGACUUCAGGGUAUCGUAAGAGAGAAUGAGAUGCUCUUGGAAAUUAGAGAGAGUGGAAAAACUGAGAUCGACAAUCUGAUUCUCGAAUACCAGCAGUCUAUGUUUGAAGCAGAUUUGAAGUUGGCUGAAAUGAGCAUUUUAGAAGAAGAAUUGUCAAUGCAAUCAAGGAGAAUAGAAGAGCUAUGUGCGACUAGAGCUGUAGUCAUGGAGAAGUACAGCCAACUGUUGAAAGACACAAGGUGCCUUUCUUCCUUAUCGGAAAAAAUUGAAGAGGAGCUAUGCACUGUUCGAAUGUCGGUUCUGGAAGCCAAGUCAUUGUUAAGAACCGAAUGUUCAAAUGUUUAAUGGUCUUACCUUGUUAAUCCAACUGAACCAAAACCCUCCUGUGGUCAAACCCUCCUGUGAUUAGAAAACUAUUCUAAUUAAUAUUCUGUUGAUUGUGAAAGAAUCAUUUUCAUGUUUUAAAGUCCGUAAGAAAACACUAUUGCAUAGAAAGGGUAAUUGAAACAUUACCAGCUGAUAUGUCAUUUGUCUAACAUUCUUACUU
Messenger RNA from Vitis vinifera (wine grape), 4863 nucleotides. RefSeq names its product kinesin-like protein KIN-12E. The coding region runs from base 264 to 4661 and encodes 1465 amino acids. NCBI's taxonomy places the organism in Eukaryota, Viridiplantae, Streptophyta, Magnoliopsida, Vitales, Vitaceae. Gene Ontology annotation, molecular function: microtubule motor activity; ATP binding; microtubule binding. The record is from RefSeq and is a predicted model, not a curated record. Gene Ontology annotation, biological process: microtubule-based movement. The transcript has 22 exons.